Molecule: messenger RNA, 1385 nt
Organism: Lycium barbarum (goji berry)
Lineage: Eukaryota; Viridiplantae; Streptophyta; Magnoliopsida; Solanales; Solanaceae
Product: E3 ubiquitin-protein ligase ATL4-like
Exons: 1
Coding region: 183-1088 (301 amino acids)
Source: RefSeq, a predicted model, not a curated record
CUUUCAAACCCCUCACAUUAAACACAGAGACAUAAACUCAUGAACAUGAACAUGCCAUUCUCCUCUUUUACAAGCUAACCUCAUAAAUACUCUCCUCAUCUUCUCUCUCUACAGAAGACCUAAAUAAUUAAUUACAUCCAUUUUUUCUUCUCUUUCUUUCUCUACCUUUCAAUAUCUAAAUAAUGUCGGCCUACUAUAAACAACCACCGCCAAUGUAUUUCACCUCCGUCAACGGCGAUACAAUUCCCAGCACCGCCGUAUAUAUUUCAAACGAUAAUUCCCCUUCUUCUUCUUCUUCAUCAUCGUCGUCGAUUAUGAUAGUUAUCAUCGUUGUUGCAUCCGCCAUUAUACUUUCUGUUUCCAUUUACCUCCUCCUUCGCCUACUCUCCCGAACUUACUCAACCACAAAUGAUGUCGUAGUAUCACAUCGAUUUUCGGGUCAACUACUUGAGUCAUUGCCGCUAUUCAGUUUCGGUUCAGUGACUGGUAAUAAUUUGGCUGGCAUUGAGUGUGCAGUUUGCCUCUCGAAAUUCGAACCACAUGAUAAGCUACGUUUGCUUCCUCUUUGUUGUCAUGCUUUUCAUAGUGAAUGUAUCGACACGUGGCUUGUAACUAACCAGACUUGUCCUCUCUGCCGGUUUAAUGUGAACCCUAACGAUACCGAUAUACUCAGCAAAGUAUUGGCAACUGACAGUCGUACUAUUGCCACUCGUAGUAGCGGUAGUUUUAGAGUCGAAAUGGGUAGUAUAAGUAGGAGACGGGUCGGGUCAGAUAUCGAAGGGCGUAGAUCGUAUUCCAUUUGUUCAUUUGAAUAUGUUGUUGAUGAAGAAGGACAUGAAGUUUCUAUAGGGUCUGUUCAUCAGAGAGGUGUUUCUGAAUGUAGCGGUGAUGAUAAUAUAACUACUGACGUGUCCAGUGGACGGAGUUGGUUAAGCGAUUACGUUGACAGAAUUGCGUCAUUUCGGAGUUCCGGUAGGUUUAGCAGCCGGCGGAGUGACGUCAUCGUUCCUAUUGACGAUGAUAAUUUGGAGGCUGGCCAGACUGGGGUGGAGAUUAGUGAGUAUUUUCGUUGGCUCUCAGGGGUAUGAUUUUAGCAUGGAAGGGGCAAAUUCGUCUUUUCGGACACUUUAUACUCCUGUAGAUAAACACUAAAAACAACAAAUUUUGCUAGAUCUACUCUCUUUUUGUCAGUUUUUUGUGAGUGGGUUUAGCAAAAAUUGGCUAAGGUCUGAGUAUGUAUAUAUACAGUUAAACCAUUUUGUUCUAUUCUUUUCUGAUUUUAUCGACGUAAAUUUUUGUGUAGCGGUUUAUUGAGUGGCCAAAAAGUUCUAUUAAUGAAGCAUAUUCAUUUAUUAGUGGUAUUUUCACGUUAUCUGGUUGAGUUC